AUAGACGGGCAAAUCAAGACCAAACACAACACUUGUAUUCUCAUCUUACGGGUGGAGACAAACACACAAUAAAAAAAAAGUAAGCAUGAGAGGGUAUUUAAUGUGAAACUUGAAACUUAGAAGGAUAAUCUUGCCAAAUAGUAAAAAAAAAAAAAAAAAAAAAAGAAAAAAAAAUUCUGGAUUCAAGCCAGAGUGGUGGUUUUGUCUCCUCUCAACAUCUCGAUCUUCAUCUUCUUCAUCUUGAUCCAUCCCUACACUUUGUCGCAACAAACUUUGGGAUCAAUCAAUGUCAGGCGCCAUUGUGAUCGGAGCAUCAGGCUCAUGGGCCAGAGCAAUGCUCAAGAUCUCCCCUUACACCUUCUCCGCCAUCGGAAUCGCCGUUGCUAUCGGCGUCUCAGUCUUAGGCGCCGCCUGGGGGAUUUAUAUUACAGGAAGUAGUUUGAUCGGUGCCGCAAUCAAAGCGCCUCGUAUUACAUCCAAGAAUUUGAUUAGCGUCAUAUUCUGUGAAGCCGUUGCUAUAUACGGUGUUAUCGUCGCCAUUAUUCUACAAACAAAGUUGGAAAGCGUUCCAUCUUCACAAAUAUACGCACCGGAGUCUCUUAGAGCAGGAUAUGCAAUAUUUGCAUCUGGACUCAUUGUCGGCUUUGCAAAUCUUGUAUGCGGGUUGUGUGUGGGAAUAAUUGGGAGUAGCUGCGCGCUAUCCGAUGCCCAAAACUCUACGCUCUUUGUGAAAAUUCUCGUGAUUGAGAUCUUCGGUAGUGCACUCGGGUUGUUUGGUGUGAUUGUUGGAAUAAUUAUGUCGGCUCAAGCUACCUGGCCAUCAAAAGUUUAGUUUUGCCUUCUUGUAGAAGUUGAAGAACACAAAAUCCUCGAGUAAAUGUGUGUUUGCCCGUUUUUCUUCAUUUUUGAUGCGUGUUAGCCAAUAAAGAUCUGUUCCGUGUUACAAUCGCUUGUAGAAUCAUUGUGUCCGUGUAGAGGACAUCUCAAUAAGACAUUUUUUUGUCGAUGUUUCGAAUGGAACUUGAAAGAGACAAAUCAGACAAGCCAUGUUUUUAUAUAUACAAGUGACUGAGUUGUGAGUUUUGUUGACACCGUCGUAGAUGAACUUGUCGAUUCUUGUGAUUAUUUAAUGACUACAUAAGUUAUCGUG
Messenger RNA from Helianthus annuus (common sunflower), 1150 nucleotides. Its product is annotated as V-type proton ATPase subunit c''1. Gene Ontology annotation, molecular function: proton-transporting ATPase activity, rotational mechanism. The record is from RefSeq and is a predicted model, not a curated record. Gene Ontology annotation, cellular component: proton-transporting V-type ATPase, V0 domain. The transcript has 4 exons. Gene Ontology annotation, biological process: proton transmembrane transport. Bases 287 to 832 code for a protein of 181 amino acids. Lineage: Eukaryota; Viridiplantae; Streptophyta; Magnoliopsida; Asterales; Asteraceae.